UUCCCUCUCCGUCUACGGCGACAAGUAGUCUCGAGUAUUUCUUGAAACAGCCGUCAGGGGCGCUGUAGGUCAUAUUCAGCUAAGGCUCGAGUCAGAUAGUUGUGAAGCCGUGUGUCGUGCGGACGAUCGUUGGCUGCUCGUGUUUCCGUAUCGUUGCUCCGAUUCGUGUACUCUCUGUGUUUACCUGUGCUCGUUGAAAAUCGAAAAACAGAAGAUCAUUACUAGCUGUUCGAUGGAUAAACAGUGAGAUAUCGGUAACGGAUCCAAUCGUCUCUCGAGCAGUCCUGUGAUGAAGACGUUGGGCCACGAGAGGAGCCGAUCCCGUCUUUGUGACUCAGACCCUUUUACUUUUCUUCGUACCUCGUGUUUGCUCGACCAGUCCGAGUCGUUCCAACUUAAGUGCACCGAACGCAUCUGUUGAACGAGCGAAGUAGUAUUUCGUCGUAUUCCCCCGAUAGUCCCUGCAUUCUUUGGACCAUUUUCUCUGCGAUCGAUCGUGCAUGAUCGUGUAAUCCGCGAGAUGAUGAGAGAGGUCAGUGUAUCAGCAGGUGCAUACCUGGCAUACUUCUGGCCCGCUGGUAAUCUUGGAUUCCGCGAAACGAUGCUGGUAUAGAGGUCAGCAAGAAGCAACGGGGUUCACGGUUCAACGCCUCCCACUAUCUACAGUGUCGGUUGUACACGAAUGCUCUUGGUCGCGACUCUACUCUGCGCGUACUCGCUUCUGUCGAUACACGUGGUUCAGCGAGCAUCACGAUACCGCGUCUAUAUUUAGAGGAAUCCUUUGGCAGCGAGAAUUUCGCCAGGCCUCUCGAUCGUUGCCCUUCGAAAUCUCGCCAUCCCUGCGGCAGCGAGUAAAGUAGAUUUAAGGGAACUCCCGAUGCCGAGGAACAUACGCCGCGUUCAAGGAAACUUUCGUCGAUAUAAAACCGUGUUCCGAUAGGCGUUCGAAGAUUCCAAGCCGCGUUUAACAUUCCCGGCUCGUUAGAUAACGCGGAUGGAUCGGAUCGGAUCGGAUCGAACGAGCGGUGAAAGCGUAAAAAUCGUGAGAUGCUAGCGUGUGACAGCCGGAGACAUGUUGAACGCAGAGCAUCUCGAGGAAUCACCGAAACGAAGGUCCACCUUCUACGUAUCGUUGGAUGGCGAAUCGCGGCAACCGUCGAAGAUCCCGAAGACGAUCGGUCCCGAGCCCGAGAAAUUCGUCAGCAACACUUUCCCCAUCAGCACCUCGAAGACGGUGCCGAACGUGAUACUGACUCGUACUCUGAGCAACAACGAGUCACUGUCCAAUCCUAAGAGAACGGACGAUACUUUUGCCGAGCCUAGAGGCAAGGUACAGUCUCUGACGAAGAUCUUCGAGACGCCGAAGUGCGAUCAACCGUCGAACGGUUGCGAUCAGAGGAAGAAGGUCGAGAGAACCAGGUCGUUCAAGACUAUAGAAAGGUUCCAGAGUAGAUUCACCGGUAAGAAAGAUGCUAAUCGAAAGGAUAAUCGUUUGAACAACACCAUAGCCUGUUUCGAAGUGGAGGACGAGGAGUCGAAGAAGAAAAGCGAAGCUACCAAACGUACCGCGAAGAACCUUGAAUCGAAAUCGAAUUCUAACGGGGCCAAAAUUAGUACCAACGAGACUAGGAGCAAACAAAAUGGUAGCACUACGUUCACCAACUUGUUGAUACGUAGAACGCAUAGUACGAAGCUUGCUAGAAGUAGCAGUACUUUGGUGAAACCGACUGGUAGACACGCCUCGGUCGACAGUCCUAGCAGCGUCGCGACGCCGGCCAGAAACGAUAAUCACCGGUCUACGAACGAGAAAUCGAGGCAAGAAGAGACGCCAGAGCAUUCUGUCGUGGAUAACGACGAGGGAACGGAAUCGUCUGUGUUCGAGGAUCCUGAUGCUGAUGCGGAUGCUGGGAUACAUUCAGACACGUCCUACGAGAAGGCCUGUCGAAGGGGUAGCGCACCGGCCACCCCUGUCCUCGGAGCACGACCCUUGGACGUCACCCCCAACAGAAUCGUCAACUUCUUCUCGAAGAGGUCCUUCCGCUCGAAUCCUUUGAAGAGGACGAAGAGCGUGACGAAGCUCGAGCGACAGAAGCAACGUGGUGCGGGUCUUCGUGGUUGUCGUUCGCACGAGUCCUUACUCUGUGGACAGGCGGUGACCUCGAUGGACCUCGCUGCCGUGACACCAUUGCAUCCGAGCCUGCUCGGUAGACCUCACUGCUUCCAGGUGACACCCAGCACCGGUGGGCCCAAGUAUUUCAGUUGCAGGACCCCUCACGAACGGGACCAGUGGUUACACAGCUUAAGGAAAUCGGUACAACCGGACGCGGAGCAGACACGACGUACGGAUAAUUCGCUGCAGAUUUGGCUGCUCGAGGCUAAAGGCGUACCCGCGAAGAAGCGAUAUUUCUGCGAGGUCUGUCUAGACAGCACGUUGUACGCGCGAACCACCGCGAAGCUGAAGGCCGACCUUUGCUUCUGGGGUGAACACUUCGACUUCCAUCAUCUGCCCUCUGUCAACACUAUUCAAGUGAACCUGUACAGGGAGGCUGAUAGGAAGAAGAAGAGGGAUAAAAAUGUUCUGAUCGGUUCCGUCAGCAUACCGGUGCAAAACGUCACGUCUCGUUACCUAACCGAGAAAUGGUACCCGGUGGUUGGGGAUAAGGGUCCACUGAAGGAGCCUCCAGCGUUAAGGGUGAAAUGUCGCUUCCAAUCCGUAGACAUACUUCCGGUUCAGGUGUACCAGGAGUUUCUAGAGUACCUGAAGACGGACUACGCGUCUCUUUGCGAGAAAUUGGAGCCGGUGAUCGGCGUAAAAGCGAAAGAGGACAUCGCCACGGCCUUGGUCGCUGUGAUGCAACGCGAAAAGAAGGCGCCGCAGUUUCUCGCUGACUUGGUGAUGAUGGAUAUUCAUAGAAUAGACGACGAGAGGCUCACCUUUCGAGGAAAUUCCUUAGCCACGAAGGCGAUGGAGGCCUACCUGAAGUUGACGGGCGACAGGUACCUGCAGGAGACCUUGGGGGCGGUUGUGAGGGGUGCGGUCGAGGGUGGCGAUUGCGAGGUGGACCCACUGAAGGUCGCCUCGGUGGCAGCCCUUCACAAACAACAACAGAAUCUACGGAACGCGGUGGAACUUGCCUGGAGCAGGAUACUAUCCAGCCACGCUCACUUUCCUCUCGAAUUACGCGAGUGCUUCCGUAUAUUCCGCGAGCGACUGGCUGACAUGGGCCGAGAGGACAUUGCUGACAAUCUGAUAUCUGCGUCUAUAUUCCUGAGAUUCCUUUGUCCCGCCAUACUCAGCCCGUCUCUCUUCAACAUUACUCACGAAUAUCCGAACGAAAAGGCAGCAAGGAAUCUCACUCUCGUAGCGAAAACGCUCCAAACUCUCGCGAACUUCACGAGAUUCCAAGGAAAAGAGAACUUCAUGGAAUUUAUGAACGAUUUCCUAGAGCGCGAAGCUCCGUCCAUGAAGAAUUUCCUGCAGAUGAUCAGCAGCCCUCUGCCGAAAGAUGCUCCGGCCAACAAUUCCCUGGAAUUCGAUGGCUAUAUAGAUCUUGGAAAGCAAUUGUCUCUUCUUCACGCACUUUUGCGCGAAAGUUUAGUCACUAUAACUUCGUCUUCGCCAUCACUGCCUCCGUCAAGACUACCAGAGAUCCUCGAGAGGAUCUCCAUAGCUCUAGAUCAAUCGGGUCCAAGUCCAGUGUCGGGCUCGCAUCGUUAUCCUAAUCUUCAGAACAAUAUUUUCCGUUAUAACGAUCCAACGAUCGCGAACAGCAACACGAAUCUCUCGGUAUCGGCCACGUCGACCCUCAGCAAUCACAGUACUCUAAACGGUACCAUCAGGGAUAGUAACGAGGUGUUACAAUCGAACACCCUGGGACACAAUAGUUCUCGUAGCCCAAACGUCGCUAGAGCUGCCACACUUCCUCGCAACGCUUACAUGCCGAACAAUGGGAAGCUACAGCUUCAGAUAACCACCGACGACUACCCUCUGGAGCCUCCAGCUUUCGUCUCGCGUUCACCUACGCCGAUAGCGCGACAACACAGGGCGAUCGGAUCGAACAGGCCGGUUGCUGGAUACAGAUUAACAGCCAGUGCUAGUCUAGCGAACGUGAAUCACUGCCAGGCACAUCCCACCAGCCCGACCAGAUCGGAAAGUCACAAUAACCUGAAGGACUCCAACUACAACAUCACGGUCCCUCAGAAUAAUCAGUCGAACAACUGUCCGGUUCUAACCCAGCACCAACAGCAGCAACAAAAUCACAGACACAACAUGGCUCGACUGCAGAACCUGGACAUACACGACAGGGAGGACAAUUACAAUCACAACAACUACAACGUCUCGAGAUCAGCUAGCAGGAAUCAUUGUAACAAGGAGGAGAACGCGAAUCAGACCCAGCAUCAGAAUUACAACAACGUCUCGAAGACGACGGUGAACGCGAACGUGGUGGUUAAUCCAUCGCCGAAUCUCACGCUGUCCAUCAAUCAUCAGCCCAACAACAACUACAACAACAGCAAGACGAAUAACACGACCGCCAACGGUAACCUCGACGAGCUGUCCGACCUGUUGAGGUACGCGGACGACGAAGUGUCCGAGUCUAAAUCCCAGAAGGGAUCGCAGAUAUCCAUCUCUCAGCUAAGUAACGUUGCCUCGUCCGGUUAUCAAAGUUUCGCCGCUUAUAGCCAGAGCUCCAGCCCGGUGGAUCUGAGCAGCAACAACGCGAACCCGCACAUACUGAACGCAGCACCCUUGGCGUUCGCCAAUCCCGUUUAUCACAUGGAAUCGAACCAUGGGAGAAACGGGAGGAGAGGUAGCAGUAGCUCGGAGGAGAGAGACGGCAGCGGUGGCGGUGUCGAGGGUGUCAGGGGUGUCGAUCUGAGCCCCUCGCCUCCGCCGCAGAACAACGUAAGGAAUCUGCAGAGGAACAACCAUAAUCAAUGGAGGCAGAACAAUCAGGCGCAUAGGAAUAACACGGAACAGAACCAGAACGUCUGCUGCACCAAGCUGAGGAGAAGAUUGUCCCUGGACUCGACCAGGGAUUUGUCCGAUACCAGCGAAGAGGAAAGCUGCAACACAAGGAGGAGCAAGUCCAGAAGUCAUCGAAGCAUCGAUCAGUACGAAGUGGAAAUCGAGAGGCUGCAGAGUAGCGUAGAUCGACUGAGGGCCCGGUUAGGCGCCACUGAGGAUACCGAUAUAGACGGCGUUGCACCGGAUACCAAGAUGAAGAGCAUCAUUUCCAGGUUAAUCUCUGUGGAGGAGGAGCUACGACGAGAGCAGCAGAAGAUGUCCGCUGCGUUGUCGUACAAGCAGCGCGUGAUCGACGCGCAGGAGCAGCAAAUAGCCGCUUUGGACGCGGCCAACUCGCGUCUGAUGACGUCCAACACAAGACUGUUGUCCGCGUUGAGCACCCUGAAGCAACGCUACAACGCGAAGAGCCAGUCGAGCAGUGAGGCAGCCGCGUUGUUGCAGAACAUCGCCGACAUAGGCGAGCUGAAGAGUUCGUCCUGUUAAAGAGACCGCGGACCUCGAGCAGCCACCUGUCUCGCAUUUCAAAGAUACUUGCGAAGGAUCCCCGAGUCUCGCAACUGGACUCGAUCCGGACAAGAUUUCACUAGGAGGAACGUGUUCCCUUGAACGAGAAGCAGAUCGAGAUCAUCCUCUGCUCGUCAAGGAACGUAGAUCGUUCUACGGUAGACGCAAUCCGUAUCUCGGUCGGGCGGGAUACGAUUGAAUUAUAAAGAGAAACCGAGUGAAAGAGAGAGAGAGAGCGCGAGUGAAAGGCGUGCGAAAAUAGAGGCUACUUAGUGAAUAGGCAAACGGUUUAAGUAGAUGAUUUAAUGUGACACCAUAGCGUUAGGAUUAUUUCUACCGUUCGUAUUCGAGGUCUCGCGUCGUUCACGAUCGAAGCAAACUCUCUGUCGAGGGUGCCGGCUUGUUUUGAUUGCGAACACGAUGGUUUAGAGAUUUCUUCAGGCAGCUUUCCUUCGUUCGACGAGAACGAGACGGAAAGUCGAGGUCCUAGGAAGAUGGAAGAAGGGAUCGAUGCUUACUUUCUUAUGGAUUUGGGAGGAUGAAAGGGUGAACGACGUCUUAUUUCGUUUGUUCUGUUAUUCAGCGUUGCGUAUGCACACUUGUGUGUAAUUUAGGCUUCUUUUAAUUGGGGAUGGUGGGAAUGAUUAGGCUCUCCCCAAGCUCGGUUCUUAUGUUUAUCUUCAGUUAGAAGAAGUCUACAUUCCACUGGAGUGUAACGUAUGGCACAGUUUAUAUCUUAGUAUCUAGCAAGGUGUUGAAAAGUUACGCUGUCGGUCAUAAUUUUCAGAUCACUUAGUUCACGAAUUGCAAAACCCGGUCAGUCGUAAUCCAGACAUUUUGAAUUAAAAUAAUAAAAUUGUCCUGUUAUUAAAUACAAACUUCCGGAAUUGUAUACUUAAUAUAAUUAGUGCUCGUUUCUCAAGAGCUUAGAAAAUAUAUAUAGGCAAUCUAAAGUGAAAUAAAAUCCUAUGUCCUUUUUAAUUAAUUUAAUUGAAUAAAAAUGUAAUUUUAAAAAGUGAUCUUUAAAUUUUGACUGGUAGCGUAUAUUACAUGAUAAGUCUGAGGUUCUGUCACAAUAUUUAAAGAUAUGUUUUAUACAUUGGAAAGGUGUUAACGAAACUUAAAACUAUUUUGAAUCUCGUAUUUUUAAAAUUAAUAUGAUCGAUGAUUUGAUAAUGCAGAAACAAUUUAUGAAGAAUAAUUAUAAAAUACAUACAGCGCCUCUAAGUAUGUAUUAUUUAAAUAACAAAAUACUCUUUGAGGUAACAGGCUAUAAAUUAAGAAAUAAUUUCUUAAUGUUCUUGACAAAAAUAAAUCAAUUGGACUGCGGAUGUUCAUGCUGUGUAAAAUAUAUCUUAAACGUGUGUUAAAUACAGUAAAGUAUAAUGAAAUGUUUAGCAGGUACGAAAUGUAUGAAAUUUGCAAAAUAAAAUAAUACUCUUCAGCACCUUACGUGGAAGAAAAUAUAUGUAGAUUUGCAUAAAUAUCCGCAGUCUAAAGAUAACGUUCGCUAGAUCCGCAGCAUUCAUUUUAAAAGUGUUUCAUUCUCAAAGGGUAAAAUCCGUCGAAUCUCAAAAAUAAAUGAUCUUAGAAUCACAAUAUUAAUUUACAGAAAAUUAUGACAGAAUCUCAUAGGAACUCUGUCAAUGGUAUCGUCAUCCACAGACGAAUAAGCAACAUCCUCGAGCACCGAGUCGUACUUCAUGACCUUGUACAUGCGUGUAUAUUUUUCUAGUUUACAUGUUAAAUCGUUGUAUUCGAGAGCCGUUCGUUUACUCGCGCGAGAAAGCUUCCAUCGAUGCGGUUUCAAAGAAAGAUCGAGCUCGCAUUAGGAAGUGAACGUGCCUCCUUUGGGAAGCUUCGAUUCGAGCACCGAUUCUUAUUCUAAGCGACAAUAUUUAUUUCGUAGUUUCUACCAAAGAUGAAGAGGUUUUCGUUGUAAAAAGAGAGAUUUCUGUGUAAGAUAGUUUCGUUAUCGUAUCUGCGAUGAUCGGAGGAAGAAGGAUCGAUUUCUCAUUAAGAAAUCGAUGGUACUUCUUCUCUUCGAAUUUACGUUUUUCGUAUUUCAAACGUUGCACACAACGACGCGCGUCGGCAAUUAGACAUUCGUUUGUUCGCAAUCGUUUUCGUGUAUUAUGGUUUUACAUCACAGAGAAAACAAUGAUAUGUUAUCGUAGCCAUUGUGUAGUGAGAUGCACCCAUGUAAAAUCGUGAAUGAAAGAGAGUGUGUGUGGUGUGUGUGUGUGUGUGAAAAGAAAAACGCAUGCGAGAAGAAGAACACAAUUCAGGCUAAUCUUAUUAAGGAAACAAAAAAAAAAUAAGAAAAGUAUUAUCUCGUCGACUUGUAUCAUAGUUCAUUAUCGAACGUGAGAGCGUUUUUAUUUUCUCGCCUUCCGUCGAUUAUUUUUGUAUAGAAAUAUCUAUCGUCACUGUGUUACUUUUGUCCCUCCCUAUCAAAAUAUUCCCUGUUCUUGUAAUCCUCGGUUUUGUACUUUCUGUAACGCAAUCUUUUGUAGAGACAUCGAUCUGUUUUCACAAACUAUUUUCAAUUGUCUAUCGUUCAAAUCACGAAAUUAAUAUAUAUUUAACGGUACAUUAUCAUCAUCAUCAUCAUUAUCCUAUUCCUCACUCCUUGUUGGACGAUAUAAUCGAUGAUAAUCUACAUAUUUAAAAGUGACUCGAAUAGCGUGUACAUUGCUAAGUGUUUUGGUAUAUUCGUUUCUGCAAUACAUCAUCUGUAUUUAAGCGUAUAGCAUCUAUUAGUAACAGUACAUGAGCAAAUAAAUAUGAUUAGACAUAU
Molecule: messenger RNA, 8330 nt
Organism: Osmia lignaria (orchard mason bee)
Lineage: Eukaryota; Metazoa; Arthropoda; Insecta; Hymenoptera; Megachilidae
Gene: raskol
Product: Ras GTPase-activating protein raskol
Biological process (GO): regulation of GTPase activity
Source: RefSeq, a predicted model, not a curated record